CCCAGUACUGGCAAAUAUUAACUUUGUUAAAGACUUUGUUUGGUGUAUUUCUUUAUCUCCCAGUGUGAGUCAACUAACAGUUUAGAGAUGAUGAGAUCAAGUCUAGCUAUUUUAUCCGUAUGGAUAUGCUUAAGUGUUGAUGCUACGUUACCUAAAGUCUGUCCUGAGCCCCCAAAAGUAGACUUUGCUCAAGUUCUUCCUGCCUUCAUUAAAACCAUCUACAGCAGUGGGGAUAGAGUACACUACACCUGCAAAACUGGCUAUGUCUCUCUGUGGGAACACAUCUUUGAAUGUAGUGACAACAAAUGGACUAAGACUCGUGAUGCGGCAUGUACACCGGUGAAAUGCCCCCCAAUUCACACAGAAUGGGAUGUGAGUGCAUCGGGCAAAACAGAAGACAGAGGUUAUGGUGACGUAAUUCAGUUUGACUGCAAGUCUUCUGAUAAAACCAUAGAUGGAAGUAGCAGCAUUAACUGCAAGGAGACUGGCGAGUGGAGUGCAUCUGUUCCAAAGUGUAAAGAUAUAUCAUGUAAACCGCCUGACAUAAGACAUGGGAGGGUUAAGCAGAUGAGAGAGCACAAGAAAGAUGAGACAUUACAAUAUGAGUGUGAUCCAGGAUAUAAACCCGGGCAAGGAACUCCUAAGUGCACUAAACAGGGCUGGAGUCUGGAGCCAAAAUGUGAAGCUGAAAGUCAAGUGUGGAAAUGCCCCCCAAUUCACAUAGAAGGGGAUGUGAGUGCAUCGGGCAAAACAGAAGGUGGAGGUUAUGGUGAUGUUAUUCAGUUUGACUGCAAGUCUUCUGAAAAAAGUAUAGAUGGAAGUAGCAGCAUUUACUGCAAGGGGACUGGCGAGUGGAGUGCAUCUGUUCCAAAGUGUAAAGAUAUAUCAUGCACACCGCCUGACAUACAACAUGGGACUGUUAAGCAAAAGAAAGAGCACAAGAAAGAUGAGACAUUACAAUAUGAAUGUGAUCCAGGAUAUAAACCCAGGCAAGGAAAUCCUAAGUGCACUAAACAGGGCUGGAGUCUGGAGCCAAAAUGUGAAGCUGAAAGUCAAGUGUUGAAGUGCCCCCCUAUUCACAUAGAAGGGGAUGUGAGUGCAUCGGGCAAAACAGAAGGCGGAGGUUAUGGUGACGUUAUUCAGUUUGACUGCAAGUCUCCUGAAAAAAGUAUAGACGGAAGUAGCAGCAUUUACUGCAAGGAGACUGGCGAGUGGAGUGCAUCUGUUCCAAAGUGUAAAGAUAUAUCAUGCACACCACCUGACAUAAGACAUGGGACUGUUAAGCAGAAGAAAGAGCACAAGAAAGAUGAGACAUUACAAUAUGAGUGUGAUCCAGGAUAUAAACCCAGGCAAGGAAAUCCUAAGUGCACUAAACAGGGCUGGAGUCUGGAGCCAAAAUGUGAAGCUGAAAGUCAAGUGUUGAAAUGCCCCCCAAUUCACAUAGAAGGGGAUGUGAGUGCAUCGGGCAAAACAGAAGGCGGAGGUUAUGGUGACGUUAUUCAGUUUGACUGCAAGUCUCCUGAAAAAAGCAUAGAUGGAAGUAGCAGCAUUUACUGCAAGGAGACUGGCGAGUGGAGUGCAUCUGUUCCAAAGUGUAAAGAUAUAUCAUGCACACCGCCUGACAUACAACAUGGGACUGUUAAGCAAAAGAAAGAGCACAAGAAAGAUGAGACAUUACAAUAUGACUGUGAUAAAGGAUUUAAACCCAGGCAAGGAAAUCCUAAGUGCACUAAACAGGGCUGGAGUCUGGAGCCAAAAUGUGAAGCUGAAAGUCAAGUGUGGAAAUGCCCCCCAAUUCACAUAGAAGGGGAUGUGAGUGCAUCGGGCAAAACAGAAGGCGGAGGUUAUGGUGAUGUUAUUCAGUUUGACUGCAAGUCUCCUGAAAAAAGCAUAGAUGGAAGUAGCAGCAUUUACUGCAAGGAGACUGGCGAGUGGAGUGCAUCUGUUCCAAAGUGUAAAGAUAUAUCAUGCACACCGCCUGACAUACAACAUGGGAAUGUUAAGCAAAAGAAAGAACACAGGAAAGAUGACACAUUACAAUAUGACUGUGAUAAAGGAUAUAAACCCAGGCAAGGAACUAUUAAGUGCAUUAAACAGGGCUGGAGUCUGGAGCCAAAAUGUGAAGCUGAAAGUCAAGUGUUUAAAUGCCCCCCAAUUCACAUAGAAGGGGAUGUAAGUGCAUUGGGCAAAACAGAAGGCGGAGGUUAUGGUGAUGUUAUUCAGUUUGACUGCAAGUCUCCUGAAAAAAGUAUAGACGGAAGUAGCAGCAUUUACUGCAAGGAGACUGGCGAGUGGAGUGCAUCUGUUCCAAAGUGUAAAGAUAUAUCAUGUACACCACCUGACAUAAGACAUGGGACUGUUAAGCAGAAGAAAGACCACAGGAAAGAUGACACAUUACAAUAUGAGUGUGAUCCAGGAUAUAAACCCAGGCAAGGAACUUCUAAGUGCACUAAACAGGGCUGGAGUCUGGAGCCAAAAUGUGAAUCUGAAAGUCAAGUGUGGAAAUGCCCCCCAAUUCACACAGAAGGGGAUGUGAGUGCAUCGGGCAAAACAGAAGGCGGAGGUUAUGGUGACGUUAUUCAGUUUGACUGCAAGUCUCCUGAAAAAAGUAUAGAUGGAAGUAGCAGCAUUUACUGCAAGGGGACUGGCGAGUGGAGUGCAUCUGUUCCAAAGUGUAAAGAUAUAUCAUGUACACCACCUGACAUAAGACAUGGGACUGUUAAGCAGAAGAAAGACCACAGGAAAGAUGACACAUUACAAUAUGAGUGUGAUCCAGGAUAUAAACCCAGGCAAGGAAAUUCUAAGUGCACUAAACAGGGCUGGAGUCUGGAGCCAAAAUGUGAAUCUGAAAGUCAAGGAAGUGGAAACAAAGGCAUUGUCUACACCUUCGAAGCGGAGGGCAUUAUAAUCUUCCAGUGUUCUGUCAAAAGAGUGCCAUCUAGAGGUUUGAUGUAUUUGUACACAGAAAUCAGUACUAAAUCAGUCUCCAAUUACUUGCUAGUGUGGAAAUGCCCCCCAAUUCACACAGAAGGGGAUGUGAGUGCAUCGGGCAAAACAGAAGGCGGAGGUUAUGGUGACAUUAUUCAGUUUGACUGCAAGUCUCCUGAAAAAAGUAUAGACGGAAGUAGCAGCAUUUACUGCAAGGAGACUGGCGAGUGGAGUGCAUCUGUUCCAAAGUGUAAAGAGAUAUCAUGCAAACCACCCAACAUAAGACAUGGGACUGUUAAGCAGAUUAAAGACCACAAGAAAGAUGAGACAUUACAAUAUGAGUGUGAUCCAGGAUAUAAACCCAGGCAAGGAAAUCCUAAGUGCGGUAAACAGGGCUGGAGUCUGGAGCCAAAAUGUGAAGUUGAAAGUCAAGGAACAGAAACGGAAACAACUUGUGAACUCUCCGAAACCAAAUUUGGAAUAGAAAGUAUCGUACCUGAGGGCAAAAAAAAAUUCAGAGUUGGAGAAACUGUGACCAUAACCUGCUCUGAAACAAACAAAACUGUGAAAUCAUUUAAAUGCCUAGAAAAUGGACGGUGGGAUAACAAUCCUGUUUGCAAGGAAAAGAAAGCAUCUUGCACUACACCAACCGUGGAAAACGGGUACAUACACACAGACCGCUCCAAAAAGCGAGAUUUUUAUUAUUCAUGCAAUCCAGGUUAUAAACCAUACACUGGGAACUGUUGGAAACCUGCAACGUGCGUCAAUGGGAUCUGGAUAAAUGUCCCACGAUGCAUCAGAGUGGAUGAAUGCGGUGAUUUACCCAGAAUUAAACAUGGACAGCUGAACAACAAACAAUCUGCUGUAGAGAUUAAAUGUGAAUCAGGGUACAAACCGUCAAACACAGUGAUCAGAUGUGUCAACGGUAGAUGGCAGACACCCACCUGUGAAUUGGACGAUAAUAGUUGUGUCAGUCCUCCUAAAGUUGAUAAUGCACUCAUUAUCUCUGAACCUCAGACAGUUUAUUCAUCUGGAUCCGUUGUCAAUUACAUAUGUCUAACAGAUUUUACAAUGAGUGGGAAUAAUAAAAUCGUAUGCCGCAAUGCAAAGUGGGAGAAAGCACCCAAAUGUGAAGCUUUCUGUUCAAAGCCUCAUCAGGAAGUAAACAAUGCUAAACUGAUUGAUAAAAUCCAAGGUGAGAGGAAAUAUUCACAUGGAGACACAGCACGCUAUGAGUGUUAUGAUGAUCAUGAAUGUCAUGGACCGACCAUUGCUAAGUGUGUUACACAAACCUGGAUUUACCCAGAAUGCACUAAAAAAGGUCAAUGUACCAAACCGACAAUGGACGUGCAGUUUGUGACCCUGUUAGAUGAGAAAAAGACAUUCAAUAACCUUGACGUUUUGAGAUACAAGUGUAAUAAACCGUAUGAUAAAAAACCAAGCGGAGUCUUGAUUUGCAAAAAUGGAAAAUGGGAUGGCACGUUUGACUGCACAAGCGGCAUUUGUCCUGCACCACCUAUGAUUGAACAUGGAGACUUUAAAGUUGAGCAGAAGACGGGUGAAGUUGUCACAUCGGUAUCGUACACUUGCCAGCCUUAUUUCGAACUGAACAAACAACAGAGAUAUUACAGGUGUCUGAAUGGGAAAUGGGAGACCCCUCCAUCAUGUCUGAAGCCCUGCAAAAUUACACCUGAAAUUUGCAAGGAGCACAAUAUAAAACCCGUCCUAGAUCACCACAUGAGGCACAGUGACAACGACUUCAAACUUCACUGUAAUGAUGGAUGGAACGUCGGAGGUUCUUUGGGACAUUCUCAUUCAAAAGCAUGGUGCAAAGAUGGGGAGUUAAAAAUUGAAAGUAAAUGUACAGAAAGAAACAGGAGUGAAAGACCACAUAAUGAUCCAGUCACAACUGAACCCAGCAGCGAUGUCGGGGAAGUCAGCGCGUUUAUCGCAUCUGGAGCUGCCGAAGCCAGCGCGUUCAGCGCGGUCGAUGUUCCCGAAGCCAGCGCGUUCAGCGCGGUCGAUGUUCCCGAAGCCAGCGUGUCCAGCGCGACUGGAGCCACCGAAGCCAGCGCGUUCAGCGCCACCGGAGCUGCCAAUGUCAGCGCGUUCAACGCCGCCGGAGCCACCGAUGUCAGCGCGUUCAGCGCCACCGGAGCUGCCGAUGCCAACGCGACCAGAGCCGCCGAAGCCAGCAUGUUCAGCUCGGAUGGAGCCGCCGAGGCCAGCGCGUCCAGCGAGGCCGGAGCUUCCCAAGCCAGCGUGUCCAGCGCAGUCGGAGCCGCCCAAGUCAGCACGUCCUGCGCAGCCGGAGCCGCCCAAGCCAGCGCAGCUGGAGCCGCCCUGCCUGCACAGUUCAGCGCGGCCGGAGCCACCCAAGCCAGCGCGUUCAGCGCGGCCGGAGCCGCCCAAGCCAGCCCGUCCUGCGCGACCGGAGCCGCAGAAGCUUGCGCGUGUGAGUUCACUAACAGUUUAGAGAAGAUGAGAUCAAGUCUAGCUAUUUUAUCCCUAUGGAUAUGCUUCAAUAUUGAUGUUACGACAGCCUGUCCUGAGCCCCCAAAAGUAGACAAUGCUCAAGUUUCUCCUGCCUUUGUUAAAACCAGCUACAAAGGCGGGGAUAGAGUAGAGUACAGCUGCGACAAUGGCUACGUCUCUCUGCGGAAAAUCGUCUUUGUGUGCACUGAAAACAAAUGGACUAAAAUACGUGAUGUAGAAUGUACACUCAAACGUUGUGAGCAGCCUACAGAUAUACCAAACGGCCAGUACAAAAUUCAGGGUGAUGGUAAGAGCUUUGUUGUGGGAACAACCAUCAAGUACACCUGCAACACUGGUUUCCAGAUGAUGAGUCGAAUUGAUACCAGAACGUGUCGGCACGGCGGAUGGGACAAUACGUUACCCGUGUGUGAAGAGGUAACCUGUGCACUAGACCUGCCCUCAGCCAGCCGUAUUAAAGUGGAAGGUCUCCUUGAUUACGGAGAUUUAAUGAGACAUGGACACAGACUGCAAUUUUCAUGUGAACAAGGGGACAUUUUAAGGGGACAUAAAGAAAUUAUCUGCCAGUCAAAUGGAAAUUGGAACCACCCAAUACCUAAAUGUGAAGAGAUGGCAUGUCUACUAAACAACACUGAAGACAUGAAAGUGGAGCGAAAUCUUAAUCAAAAGGGUCUGAUCAAGCCUGGACACCGGAUAAAACUGUCAUGCCUUGUACCUGGUCUGAUUAUAAAAGGCCCGAAAGUACUCACCUGUCAGGCAGAUGGAGAAUGGAGCAGCCCCUUUCCUAAAUGUGAAGAGCCAACAUGUGUUGCAAACCUCACAAACAUGAUCGUAGAGGGAGGCCCUGAUCAGGGGGUUGUUACAUACAAACCUCAAGACAACUUAAAAGUUUCAUGCGUUCAUGGACUGAUUUUACAAGGAGAAAAUGACAUCACCUGCCUGGAAGAUGGAGAAUGGAGCAGCCCAUUUCCUAAAUGCAUAGUAAGAAAUGAUUGUGACCCACCACCAAAUUUGAACCAUAAGAACGCAGAUACAUUAGACAUGCUGGAUCAAAGAAAAACUGAAUACAAGUCAGCGGAGACAGUUAAAUACACCUGUCUUGCUACAUACAAAAUGGAGGGUGAUCCCCACUUGACCUGUGUAGAAGGCAAAUGGAAAGGGAAUUUUACAUGUAUAGAACCGUGUUACGCGUCUCAGCCGGAAAUGGAUAAAAGGAACAUACAACUGAAAAAAAGUGGAAUAGAAAGAAUGUACUGUCCACAUGAGGAUCACCUCACCUUUGUGUGUAAGAGCGGAAAAUCUCAAAAAAGAAGCAGUGUUGAAUUUAGACAACAGUGUCGAUAUGGCAAGAUGACUUUGCCUGAGUGUGAAUGAGAAAAAGAAAAAAAAAUGCUAAAGCUGCACAGCCACCAAAUAAACAGUGCAAAUCAAAAUAAAGAAUACAAUUCAUUUUGA
This is a messenger RNA of Paramisgurnus dabryanus, 6876 nucleotides long. The record is from RefSeq and is a predicted model, not a curated record. Lineage: Eukaryota; Metazoa; Chordata; Actinopteri; Cypriniformes; Cobitidae.